AUGCAAAAGAGGAUUCAGAGAGACAGCCCAGAGCAGAGGCUUCUGAGACCAGGGGCAAGAGACAAGCCAGUUGUUCUCAAUGAGACUGAAUCAGACCAAAGAGUGUUUGUUUUCUCACUAAAGGAGGAACAGAAAAUACAGGUGCAAGGAAGGUUAAGGGGAGGGAUCUUGUUUAGUGUGGAGAAGAGGAGGGCCUGUUCCUUGUGUUGCAGGGCCCAGAGGAGAGCAGGAACCCUCAGUUGCCACUCUUGGUCAGAUCAGGCACCCAGGCUCUGGGGAAGUGAGAAAAGAGGGGGCGCCAGGGAUGACGAUGCAGCCCCCUUCAGCCUGAGGACAGGGACAGGGGGCUCCCUCCUUUUCCUCUGA
Messenger RNA from Rangifer tarandus platyrhynchus (Svalbard reindeer), 366 nucleotides. NCBI's taxonomy places the organism in Eukaryota, Metazoa, Chordata, Mammalia, Artiodactyla, Cervidae. The record is from the annotation of a GenBank genome assembly.